UCUGGUUUAUAUUCAAAUGGGAGACAUGUUUGGUGAUGGUUUAACUAGAAACUUAGAAUGUACUUCCAUAAUUUUACGCACAUUGCAAUGUAAUAUUUCUGAUUAUUUUGAUUCUCAAUUACCAUUAU
This is a messenger RNA of Racocetra persica, 128 nucleotides long. The record is from the annotation of a GenBank genome assembly. NCBI's taxonomy places the organism in Eukaryota, Fungi, Glomeromycota, Glomeromycetes, Diversisporales, Gigasporaceae.